GGGAUUAUCCAAAGUAUAUAAAGAGGAGUAGUUGAUUAUACUGCAUAUCGUAGUACUUCUUAACAUUACAUUAAGCAUGGAAUCUUUUCAUGGGGAUUGGCUGAACAUUGCGGCGUCUGCUACUUCAGAGCAGACCCCAUUCAAUCAGAACAACGGGCCCAUUCAAUCAUACAACUUCAAUCAGCUACAUAACAAUGGAAAUGAGAAUAGCCAUGCUUUGAGCCUCGAUCAAAUAUCGAGCGAUUUGCCACAAGCAAACCUGUCGAGUUUCCAGCACCUCAACGGAACAACCUUCCAUCCCCAUGACACCAGUUUCAACCCACAUUCCCAUCUCUCUGCAUCAUCCACAUUCAACUCUCGUCCGUUAAUGCCACCCCCAAUCUCAGAUCCUUCGACAAUUUCUCGUCAACAGAAGCGUACGCAUAGCUCCUUCCAAUUCGAUAUCCCAAACAAGGACGUUGAAAAACAGAAGGAUCACGAGAACACACCACACUUUUUCGGUGUAGAAGAUAAGCAGCACCAGAAUCAGUAUGAUAAUCAGUCAUACUCUGAUUUGAAAUCCGAGCUCCUGCAAAUAAUAAGCAAAUUGAAGGAAGAGUUUGAUACCGAGAAAAGAAUGAGGAUGGCCAUUCAGCGUCAAUUAGAGAAUAUCAAGUAUGAAUCGGACACUUAUAUUACAUCCAUCCUGUCAUUUAGUGAGAAAUGCGGGGAAUUCUUGACGACUUUCCCACGGCAGAUGAAGGAAGCCAAAGCUGCUUUUGAUGAUAAAGUGAGUAUUUUGGAUAGGAAGAUAGCAGAGGUCGAAUUACUCAAACAACAACUACAAACUGGUAUUAUAUGAGCUGGAUUACAUUAGUUAUUCUCAACUCAAAUUACAAAGCUCCUAUUGUUAUUUUUCAAAUCCAAUCAUUUGUAUGUGAUGAUUCAACAAUACCCCAGAAUGCCAACCAAACAGCUUCGGCUUCUGUAAUCUUGUCAUUGCAAUCCUUCAAAGUGCUUCUGAUCAGCAAAAUUGAAUCCACCAACUCGUCUAGCAAAGCCAUAAAAGCAUCCCAUUCUCGUCGAUAAUAUAUAACAUUUCGAUACAUGAUUUGUUUCUCUCGUAUCAAGUGUGUAACUGUGUUUGAAUUUGAGAUACUCUCAAAUUCGUCCACUUUAUUAACAGGAUCUUUCAAAAAGAAGUUGUCUUUAAAAGGAUUCUUAUCUUGAUUAUGAAUACUUGAGCAGGGGCGUGAGUUGGAAAACGGAAUCGAAUUUAAAUCCGAUGCUUUUUGCUGACUCA
Botrytis cinerea B05.10 is the source of this 1282-nucleotide messenger RNA. RefSeq lists its product as hypothetical. The transcript has 2 exons. NCBI's taxonomy places the organism in Eukaryota, Fungi, Ascomycota, Leotiomycetes, Helotiales, Sclerotiniaceae. The record is from RefSeq and is a predicted model, not a curated record. The coding region runs from base 77 to 841 and encodes 254 amino acids.